Molecule: messenger RNA, 1560 nt
Organism: Macadamia integrifolia
Lineage: Eukaryota; Viridiplantae; Streptophyta; Magnoliopsida; Proteales; Proteaceae
Product: sedoheptulose-1,7-bisphosphatase, chloroplastic
Exons: 8
Coding region: 141-1322 (393 amino acids)
Biological process (GO): sucrose biosynthetic process; fructose 6-phosphate metabolic process; fructose 1,6-bisphosphate metabolic process
Cellular component (GO): cytoplasm
Molecular function (GO): fructose 1,6-bisphosphate 1-phosphatase activity
Source: RefSeq, a predicted model, not a curated record
GAAUCAAAAACACUUCUUGCUUCUUAGUAGUUUCAACUAAAUUUGAAGCAAGAAAGACUCUACAAAGAUUAAAUUUACAGUUUCUUAGUUUUUCGAUUCAAAGUCGAAAACUUGUGUGAAGUUCUUGAACUUAUACAAUCAUGGAGACCGGCAUCACUUGUUAUACUCAUGGGACCUUUCUACCCAAUGUCUCUUCUCAGCGUUCCACUUCAAUGGCAUCUCCAACUUCUCUCUCUAGAUCCUACAGCUCUCGGGGGCUGAAAUCAAGCUCCCUCUUUGGAGAAUCAUUGCGAGCCAUGUCGAAUUCUUCGCUUAAGGUUUCAAAGACAAAGAGCCCUCCAUCCCUCAUCACGAAAUGCGAGAUUGGUGACAGUUUGGAAGAAUUCCUCUCAAAGGCAACUACAGACAAAGGAUUGAUCAGGGUAUUGACGUGCAUGGGAGAAGCACUCAGGACCAUUGCCUUCAAAGUGAGGACAGCCUCUUGUGGAGCAACAGCAUGUGUGAAUUUUUUUGGAGAUGAACAGCUUGCAGUAGACAUGCUUGCAGACAAGCUUCUCUUUGAGGCCUUGACCUACUCACACUUCUGCAAGUAUGCUUGCUCUGAGGAAGUUCCAGAGUUGCAAGACAUGGGAGGACCUGUUGAAGGAGGAUUCAGUGUUGCCUUUGAUCCACUGGAUGGUUCAAGUAUUGUUGACACAAAUUUCACAGUGGGUACCAUAUUUGGUGUGUGGCCUGGUGAUAAGUUGACAGGAGUAACUGGUAGAGAUCAAGUUGCUGCGGCGAUGGGUAUCUAUGGUCCUCGUACUACUUACGUUCUUGCUCUCAAAGACUGUCCUGGCACCCAUGAAUUCCUUCUUCUGGAUGAAGGCAAAUGGCAACAUGUUAAAGAUACCACAGAAAUUGGUGAAGGAAAGAUGUUCUCCCCUGGAAAUUUAAGAGCCACAUUUGACAACCCUGCCUAUGAUAAGCUAAUCAAAUACUAUUUAAGAGAGAAAUACACAUUGCGGUACACCGGAGGAAUGGUUCCGGAUGUCAACCAGAUCAUUGUAAAAGAAAAAGGUAUCUUCACAAAUGUGACAUCUCCAACUUCCAAAGCUAAGCUGAGGCUGUUGUUUGAAGUGGCUCCUCUGGGAUUUUUAGUGGAGAAAGCUGGAGGCUACAGUAGUGAUGGUAAACAAUCUGUGUUGGACAAGGUGAUCGUUAAUCUAGAUGACAGAACACAAGUUGCUUAUGGAUCAAAGAACGAGAUUAUCCGAUUUGAAGAAACUCUAUUUGGGUCCUCAAGGCUCAAGGCCGGUGUGCCCGUUGGAGCUGCUGCAUAGAGCCUCAGAGUUCAUUCCCCUGUUUUAAUACCUUUUCCUGAUCUAGCUUGUUUUAGUACUGCAGGAUCCAUCAGUGUGAUUGUGUACUAGAACCACGAAACUGAAUGUCAAAAGAUGGAUGGAUGAAACAACAAGAAAUCCUUAUGCUUUAAUCUCCAGAUAGUGUACACUCUAUAAUGUAUUCUAAAAUACAUGUUCUAUAAGAUUCAUCGGUAGGCAUAAGUUUUUUUGACCUUCA